Messenger RNA from [Torrubiella] hemipterigena, 2523 nucleotides. The record is from the annotation of a GenBank genome assembly. NCBI's taxonomy places the organism in Eukaryota, Fungi, Ascomycota, Sordariomycetes, Hypocreales, Clavicipitaceae.
GACUAUUCCCAUUACACCCUCUUUAUUCCCCCAAAUUCUGCAAAAUUCGGUAGUUGCGGAUCGCAGUUGCGAAUAAUCCACCCAGAACCACGACCUACUGCAAACAGCUCGAACCACCCGAAAUACCUCUGCAACACCGAUUAUCGCAAACCCAAAUUUGCCGAUCCCCCUGCGCAGCCGACAUGGCAUCGGAGGAGGAUAAACUAGGGGAUGUCAUCAGCAUAGGGGACAAUAGCGAAGAUGACGUUGUGUCUGGAAGUGCGAAGCGCUCAGUUCAGGAUAUCGAGUCUGAAGAGGAAGUCUUUGAGGCCUUCCCUGCAAAGCGUCAAAGACUGAGCGAAACUUCUACCAAUGGAGCCGACGUUGGACUAUCCGAAGAAGGCGAAAUCAACGAGAGUCAGGGCAAUAGCGAUGCACCCGAGUCAUCACGAUCACAGGCUAGCGCAAAGGCCUUUAUAAAGAACGCCGAAUCUAGCGGUCCGUUGGAUCCCAGCGCCGGCGCAACAAUGACGGCAAACGCGCGGACCUUUGAAGCAAACGGCCUGUCGUGGAAAAUGCCAAUCAUGUCCGACAAGAAGGAGGGUUCCUGGAUUGCGCGUAUCAAGGACUGGAUUGUCGUCGCACUGGUGGGCAAUGCUGACAUUGCCACACAAUUUACACCGGCCGUUGCCGUCGCUGCAUUUAAAGACUACCUCAACUCCCUACAGCUCAAGACAUCGAAGCGCAAGUCAGCCGUCCACACAAUGGACAUGUUUUUACGAUCAGGAAAUUUGGCCGAAUUUCUUGCCACAGCCAAUGGGGUACCCAUGGAACCAGCAGAGGCGGCUGAGGAUCGCGUUGUCGUGGACCUGACAUCACCAGCGGGCAGGGCCAUAGAUACUACGACGAAUGGAGAAGCAGAAGCAGAAGCAGAAGCACCAGUCGUAAUAGAAGAGAAGCGAGUAGUUCCGAAACGAGAACCCACAGCAGAGCAGAAACGGUACUUCCCCUCGGCGGAAGAUCCAGCCAACAUGUGCGUAAAGUGCGGCUCGGAGAGACACGCUAUAGAGGGCUGCACACCUUUCAAGUGCCAGUUUUGCGAUGGCGAAGACGACUGGGAGUAUGCAUGCACAAAGGCUCCAUCGCGUUGUGGCAAGUGCUUGCAACUUGGUCACCUAUCUAAAGAGUGUGUUGAGAAACUCGCACUGACGCGGGAGGAGGGAUUGGCAUGCGCGUUUUGUAAAGUCUCUGAUCACUUGGAGAACUCGUGUACAGAGCCAUGGCGCUCGUUUCACGCAAAUGCGGAUAAUAUCAAGCAGGUCAAGUCGAUCGAGGCCUCUUGUGCCGUCUGCGGCAGCCGUAACCACUUUGCAUCAGACUGUACAUUGCGCGGGCACGACCCAACCAACCCGACCUGGACGCUUGCCAACCGAAACAAGUACGUCAACCCUGAGAGCGAUGCCGUAUCCAUUGAAGUGGCUGUAGCACAGUCGCGAAUCAGAGGCCGAGCUGCAGCGGAACCGCGAGGCGGCCAAAGGAAGCUGGGACCUCGCACGCACGUCCAUUAUUCAGAGACGGACGACUCCGAACCAGAAUUUCUGGGGAGCCAUACAGUUCGACGCCCGGCACCUGUAGGCAAGAUUCGCAUGUCGAGCAACAUCCAAUUACCGAGCAAGCCAUCGUUUUCGCAGCCUCCUCUGCCGCCUGGCCCUCCUCCUCGAGGUCCUCCUCCUCGAGAAGCUAGCGCAUCGCGAUACAAUCCUUACCAGCCAAUCGCCAAUCCACCAGGGCUACCUAUGAAACCCCCCAAGAACUACCGCAACGAGCCGCUCCCCCCACCACCACCAGCGUCGUCACGAAGACCAGGUCGAUCACGGAGCGGGGUACCACCCUCUCGAGGAGGUGGACGCGGAGGUAGAGGAGGCGGUGGUGGCGGACGUCCACGAGGGCGAGGAGGAAAAGGACGAGGAAGGUGAGGCGAGGAGGGGAUUGAGGGACGGACAGACAUUAGAGUGUGCAGUAUGGCAAUUUGUAAAAGCAUGUAUAGAGUGGCGUUUGUGGAAACGUUUUGUAUUAUCUAACGACUGGUAUUGGUUGCAUCAUGACCACAAAUAUUUGAUUUAUUUCUGUACCAAUACACUACUGAGGGGUCGGUUGGCUGUGAAUGAUAGGACGGGCAGCGUCUGCGCGUUGCUGGAGGAAAACAAACACAAUGUGAAACGAAAGAGGACAAAUACAAUCUCUGUGUGGGAAAGGAAGCCAGAAAUAGACACAGAAUAAGACCUACUGAGUUGCAGAAUUAUGCAAUAAUUGUUGAGAUUUUCUUUUGGGUCAGUGCUGCCCUCCCAUCACUGGAGAGACGGCAGUUGGCCAUGUCUCUGAGUCCCGAAGCCCUAUUGUUACGCCACAUGCAACAAAGAAAACGGGAACAAACUUCAUGCUUAUCCUACAAGCACCGACGCCCGCUUUUAAGCGUAAAAUACGCCUAUUCGACCCAAAAAAGAUGCAGACAGAGCCAAAACGGGAAAAAGACGCCAACUGCAG